This is a messenger RNA of Humulus lupulus (European hop), 3125 nucleotides long. Its product is annotated as putative pentatricopeptide repeat-containing protein At5g59900. The record is from RefSeq and is a predicted model, not a curated record. Gene Ontology annotation, molecular function: protein binding. Bases 56 to 2773 code for a protein of 905 amino acids. The transcript has a single exon. NCBI's taxonomy places the organism in Eukaryota, Viridiplantae, Streptophyta, Magnoliopsida, Rosales, Cannabaceae.
AAACCCCUCACUCCCAUGGCUGAAAUCUAGACCUCCUUUCCCAAGAAGAAGAAGAAUGAGGAUAGCUCAUCCUCAUCGUAGUAUCUCGCAAAUUCGGUUUCGCCGAAAGCUCAGAAAUCUCUGCACUUGGUCCAAAUCAUUCACUCAAGAUAAUGACGAAAACGACACUCACUUCGUUUCGAUCCUAAAUGACAUAGUACGCGGAAAUAAGAGCUGGACAAUUGCUUUAAACGACGCCUUCAUUUCCAGAACGUUGAAGCCUCACCACGUCGAAAAGGUCUUGAUCAAAACUUUGGACGAUUCCAGGUUAGCCUUGAGAUUCUUCAACUUCUUGGGCCUUCACAGAGGCUUUAAUCACUCAUCGGCGUCGUUUUGCAUUCUGAUUCAUUCUCUGGUUCAGUCUAAGCUGUUCUGGCCGGCUUCGUCGCUAUUGCAAACCCUUCUUCUUCGUGGGUUAAACCCAAAUGAGGUAUUCAAUUGUUUUUUAGAUUCUUAUGAGAGCUGCAAGUUUUCGUCUACUACUGGCUUUGAUUUGUUAGUUCAAUGUUACGUGCAAAAUAGGAAAGUAAUGGAUGGUGUUACAGUUGCGAGACUCAUGAAAGACUGUAGACUGAUGUUAUUACCUGAAGUUAGAACCUUGAGUACCUUACUAAAUGGGCUUGUAAGAAUUAGGCAAUUCAAACCGGUUGUAGAACUGUUUUAUGAGUUUGUGAAUAAAGGUCUCCAGCCUGAUGUUUAUAUGUACACAAUUGUCGUUAGAAGUUUGUGUGAAAUGAAGGAUUUUAUCCAAGCUAAGAAAGUGAUUGAGAAGGCUGAAUCAAAUGGGUGUGUAUUGAAUGUCGUAACGUAUAAUGUGUUGAUUCAUGGACUGUGUAAGAGCCAUAAGGCUAGUAAGGCUCUUGCAAUUAAGAAUUUGUUGAGUCGAAAGGGAUUGAAAGCGGAUAUGGUUACUUAUUGUACAUUGGUACUUGGGUUUUGUAGAGUCCAAGAGUUCGAGGUUGGUAUGGAACUAUUGUAUGAGAUGAUUGAACUGGGGCUUGUCCCUAGUGAGGCAGCUAUUUCGAGUGUAGUGGAGGGAUUGAGGAAGAAGGAGAAGAUUGACGAUGCUUUUGAUUUGGUAGAUAAUGUUAGUGGAGUUGGGGUGGUGCCUAAUUUAUUUGUUUAUAAUUCUUUGAUUAAUUCUUUGUGCAAAGAUGGGAAAGUAGACAAGGCAGAAUCACUUUUUAAUAAGAUGGGCUCGAAGGAUUUGUUUCCCAAUGAUAUUACUUAUUCUAUUUUGAUAGAUUCUCUCUGCAGAAGGGGUAAACUGGAUGCUGCUGUAAGUUAUUUUGAUAGAAUGAGCGAGGCUGGGAUAAGGGCAACAGUGUAUACAUACAAUUCUUUGAUAAAUGGGGAGUGCAAGUUUGGGGAUCAAACUGCAGCAAAGUCUUUCUUCACUGAAAUGAUCAGAAAAGGUGUAGUGCCAAAUGUUGCAACCUAUACAUCACUGAUAAGCGGAUAUUGCAAAUCUGGAGAAAUCACUGAGGCAUUUAGACUAUAUCAUGAAAUGACUGGGAAGGGCAUUGCACCAAAUAUUUACACUUUCACUGCUCUCAUUUCUGGUCUUUGUCGAGCAAAUUUGAUGCAUGAAGCAAGUAAAAUGUUCGAUGAAAUGAUAGGGAGGAGAAUUAUGCCCAAUGAGGUGACUUACAAUGUCAUGAUAGAGGGAUACUGUAGGGAAGUAAACACCACAAGAGCCUUUGAACUGUUUCAUGAAAUGGUAGAGAAGGGUCUUACACCAGACACAUAUACUUAUAGAUCUCUAAUAAGUGGUCUGUGUUCUACAGGUAGAGUUUCUGAAGCCAAAGAUUUUGUAGACAACCUUCAUAAGGAGAACUGUAAUUUAAAUGAGAUGUGCUAUAGUGCACUUCUACUUGGAUUUUGCAAGGAAGGGAGAAUUAAAGAUGCAUUGGUCACAUGUCGUGAGAUGAUUGAAAGAGGUGUUGACUUGGAUCUGGUUUGUUAUGCAAUACUUAUUAAUGGAACUUUAAAGCAACAGGAUACCAGAAAGUUCUUCAGUGUCUUAAAGAAGAUGCGUGAUCAACAAUUGAGGCCUGAUAAUGUAAUAUACACAAGUAUUAUUGAUGCAUAUGGAAAAUCGGGGAAGUUUAAGGAGGCAUUUGGAGUUUGGGACAUAAUGGUUGGUGAAGGCUGCAUUCCUAAUGUUGUAACAUAUACAUCCUUGAUACAUGGCUUCUGCAAAGCAGGAUCUCUAGAUCAAGUAGAGCGUCUUUUCAAAGACAUGCUGAUUGGCAAUUGUCUUCCCAAUCAUGUAACAUAUGGUUGUUUCUUGGACCACCUUAGCAACGAAGGACAAAUGGAUAAAGCCCUACAACUGCACAAGACCAUGCUUGAAGGGUUUUUAGCCAACACUGUAACAUACAACAUUCUCAUACGAGGGUUUUGCAAAAUGGGGAAAUUUGAGGAGGCUUCUGAACUCCUUGUUGGAAUGACAAACCAUGGUAUUUUCCCUGAUUACAUCACCUAUUCUACCUUUAUAUAUGAGCAUUGUAGAUGGGGUAAUUUGCAUGAUGCUAUUAGACUUUGGGAUACCAUGCUUGACAAAGGUUUGAAGCCUGAUACUCUGGCAUAUAACUUUGUGAUAUACGGUUGCUGUGUCAAUGGGGAAAUGACAAAGGCGUUUGAAUUGCGUGAUGACAUGAUGAAAAGAGGGUUGAAGCCAGAUCGAUUUACAUAUAACUCACUCAUGCAUGCAAAUUGCUUGAAAAGUUAGCUAGGCAGGAGCUACAUAUGCUUCAAGGCCUGAGCAGGCGUACGACCUCUGCUAACCACAGAGCUACCUAGUGCUCUUGGUUACAGGAUGUUGACUGUCAGUGUUGAGGAAUUUACUAAAAUAACAACGUUAGAAAAUGAAAUUUGCAAAAUAACUUCUCAUUUUUUUCAUUGAGCAAACAAGGGAGUCACUCGAUGUAAGAUUUGGGUGGCAAAAAGUUUUGUAUGUCGUUUUAGAAAUAGGUGUUUCUCUUGUAAAUUAUUAUUAACAUUUGUAUAGCUGUAGUUGAAGAAAACCGGAUGUAACAUAUAGUUUCUGAAGUUUUGUUUUUUAAUGAACCCGAGUUUAUGAA